This is a messenger RNA of Trypanosoma rangeli, 540 nucleotides long. RefSeq names its product surface protease GP63. Gene Ontology annotation, cellular component: membrane. NCBI's taxonomy places the organism in Eukaryota, Euglenozoa, Kinetoplastea, Trypanosomatida, Trypanosomatidae. The transcript has a single exon. The record is from RefSeq and is a predicted model, not a curated record. Gene Ontology annotation, biological process: cell adhesion; proteolysis. The coding region runs from base 1 to 540 and encodes 179 amino acids. Gene Ontology annotation, molecular function: metalloendopeptidase activity.
AUGCGUCGGCCGCGCUGCCUCGCGCCGUUUAUCCCACUGGUGCUGCUCCUGCUGCUGUUGGCGAUGCACUGCACCGGUGGGUGCCUCGCCGCCGCUUCCGCCCUGAGGCACCGCUGCAACUUCGACGAGGUGAUGCGGAAAAGAGGUCCGCUGCCGACUGCGGUGGUGCGUGAGCUGCCGCGCAAGGGACAGGGCACGAUGCAGGCGUACACCGCCACCACAAAGGAAGAUGAAGGUGACUGGAAGCCCAUCCGCAUCAGGGUCUUUAUGGAGGAUCUGAAGAACGAUAGUCGGAGGAGGGGGGGGAAGAGGUAUUGCGAAAAUGCCGGGGAAGACUACACUAAUUACUUGGGGCACAAAGUAACGUGCAAAAGUGAGCAUGUAUUGACAAAACAAAAGAAGGAACUGUACGAAAAGACGAUUAUCCCUGAAGCCGUCAAACUGCACGCGGAGCGGCUCCUUGUCAAGCCGAUGGCUGACAAAAUAACUCUGACCAAGAGGUUUUACAGGAUUGUGCCAGCACUUUACAAUUCCAACUGA